This is a messenger RNA of Piliocolobus tephrosceles (Ugandan red Colobus), 6620 nucleotides long. It is a transcript of the gene GPRC5A, whose product is annotated as G protein-coupled receptor class C group 5 member A. Gene Ontology annotation, biological process: G protein-coupled receptor signaling pathway. The record is from RefSeq and is a predicted model, not a curated record. The transcript is spliced from 3 exons. Bases 250 to 1323 code for a protein of 357 amino acids. NCBI's taxonomy places the organism in Eukaryota, Metazoa, Chordata, Mammalia, Primates, Cercopithecidae. Gene Ontology annotation, molecular function: protein kinase activator activity; G protein-coupled receptor activity. Gene Ontology annotation, cellular component: signaling receptor complex; intracellular membrane-bounded organelle; plasma membrane.
UAUUAAGAUAGUUCAACUGGGGGAAGGGACAUACGAGAUUUCUUCCUGUCCUUAAGUACUUUUAGGACUUACUUGAGGCACUACGGGCGGGUUAGUAGCUUUACUUAAUGUAGGAAGCUCAAAGUCAAAACCCUGGCUAAACAUGCAAAAUUGUUUCCUAAUCCUUUUUUAGUCUUCUAUGUCUGAGGACUGUGUUAGGAGACUCACCACCUUCUCCCCACUCCAACAUUCCUUUUCUGCAGGUCCAGAAUGGCUACAACAGUCCCUGAUGGUUGCCGCAAUGGCCUGAAAUUCAGGUACCACAGACUUUGUGAUAAGGCUGAAGCUUGGGGCAUCGUCCUAGAAACGCUGGCCGCAGCCGGGGUUGUGACCUCGGUGGCCUUCAUGCUUGCUCUCCCACUCCUCGUCUGCAAGGUGCAGGACUCCAACAGGCGAAAAAUGCUCCCUACUCAGUUUCUCUUCCUCCUGGGUGUGCUGGGCAUCUUUGGCCUCACCUUCGCCUUCAUCAUCAGACUGGACGGGAGCACGGGGCCCACGCGCUUCUUCCUCUUUGGGAUCCUCUUCUCCAUCUGCUUCUCCUGCCUGCUGGCUCAUGCUCUCAAUCUGACCCAGCUCGUCCGGGGGAGGAAGCCCCUCUCCCUGUUGGUGAUUCUGGGUCUCGCCGUGGGCUUCAGCCUCGUCCAGGAUGUCAUCGCUAUUGAAUAUAUUGUCCUGACCAUGAAUAGGACCAACGUCAACGUCUUUUCUGAGCUCUCUGCUCCUCGUCGCAAUGAAGACUUUGUCCUCCUGCUCAUCUAUGUCCUCUUCUUGAUGGCGCUGACCUUCCUCAUGUCCUCCUUCGCCUUCUGUGGUUCCUUCACGGGCUGGAAGAGACAUGGGGCCCACAUCUACCUCACGAUGCUCCUCUCCAUUGCCAUCUGGGUGGCCUGGAUCACCCUGCUCAUGCUUCCUGACUUUGACCGCAGGUGGGAUGACACCAUCCUCAGCUCUGCCUUGGUUGCCAAUGGCUGGGUCUUCCUGUUGGCUUAUGUUAGUCCUGAGUUUUGGCUGCUCACAAAGCAACGAAACUCCAUGGAUUAUCCUGUUGAGGAUUCUUUCUGUAAACCUCAACUCAUGAAGAAGAGCUAUGGUGUGGAGAACAGAGCCUACUCUCAAGAGGAAAUCACUCAAGGUUUUGAAGAGACAGGGGACACGCUCUAUGCCCCCUAUUCCACACAUUUUCAGCUGCAGAACCAGCCUCCCCAAAAGGAAUUCUCCAUCCCACGGGCCCACGCUUGGCCGAGCCCUUACAAUGACUACGAAGGAAAGAAAGAGGGCAGCUAACUCUGUCCUGAAGACUGGGACAGACGCAGCUGGGCGCCAGAUCCAGCGGGAGCUCAAAGGGAUGUGGGCGAAAUCUUGGGUCUUCUGAGAAAACUGUACAAGACGCUACGGGAAGAACUUGCCUCCCUCCCACCUCAACCACAAUUCUUCCAUGCUGGGGCUGAUGUGGAUUAACACGACUCCGGUUCUUAGCGGCCAGUGGUGUUUUUUUUUUUCUCCUCCUUAGGAUACUUCUUUUAAGUGGGAGUCUCAGGCAACUCAAGUUUAGACCCUUACUCUUUUUGUUUGUUUUUUGAAACAGGAUCUUGCUCUGUCACCCAGGCUUGAGUGCAGUGGCGUGAUCACAGCCCAGUGCAGCCUCGACCUCCUGUGCUCAAGCAGUCCUCCCAUCUCUGCCUCGCAAAGUGCUGGGACUACAGGCAUGAGCCACAGCUCCCAGCCUAGACCCUUACUCUUGCUGUUAUUUUCCAUGAACUAAAGGUCUGGUCAUCUGAGCGCACGUUGGCUCACGCAGCUCUAGGGGCCUGCUCCUCUAAUUCACAGUGGCUUUUGUGAGGAUUGCUUGGCCCAGAGCAGACCUGCACAUCUGAACAAAAACAGCAAAGGCCUGUCUCUCAACCCACUGGCCUGAAUCUACACUGGAACCAACUUGCUGGCACCCCCGUUUCCCAACCCUUCUUGCCUGGGUAGGCAAGGCUAAAAGAUCAUCCUACAUUUACUCAUCUCUCUGGUGCUGCCCCACAUUGGGCCUCAGCAGCUCCCCAGCACCAAUUCACAGGUCACCCCUCUCUUCUUGCACCGUCCGCAAACUUGCUGUCAAUUCCCAGAUCUAAUCUCCCCCUACGCUCUUCCAGGAAUUCUUUCAGACCUCACUAGCGCAGGCCCAGUUGCUCCUUGUCAGGAGAAUUUGCAGAUCAUUCUUACUCUAAAUUCCUGGGGCUGAUACUUCUCUGUCUUGCACCCCAGCCUCUGUAAACAGAUUUACCGCGUUCACGGCUGCAUUCUGUAAGUGGGCGUGGUCUCCUAACGGAGGAGUGUUCAUUGUGUAAUAAGUUAUUCACCUGGGUAUGCAAUAAAGAUGUGAUGGCCACUCUUUUCACGGUGGUGGCAGCAGUUACCAGUAGUGAGCAUUAGACGCUGUGGGAGAGAACACGGGCUGCCCUGUGAGCUUCAUGUUGGAGCUGAAGUUCGAGUUCAUUUCCUUUGGCUUUGUACUUGACCCUUCUUCAUGUGUCUGUCCUGAUGCCUCUAAAACAAGUGUGUUUCCCCUAAUUUUUGAGGUUGUCAUUGGUGAGAGAGCCAGGAUCGUCAUGGGGCCUGAGGUUUUACUCCAGCAAGGCAGAGGAGUGGCAACCUUGGCUUGGGGUUUGGCAGCCCCGGAAAGGCAGGGAGGAGAGCUCAAAGCCCGUUUCAUGUUUCACCCAAGGUCUCACUGUGGGAGAGGACAAACCCACAUCCGCUAUUUGACAGAGUUAGUUCACAAAUGUCUCUCGGCAAAGACAUGAUACUUAACCGUGAUAAUUGACUUAAUCCAAGCAACAGCUCUGUAGGGCAGAGCAAUAGGAAAUCUCCCUUUGGUUACGGGAAAAAAAAAUAAUCCCUCUACACAGAAACUGGGUGACAUGUAAAAAUGUGUAGCUAAGUCGGGGAGUUACUUCCUAAGAGCCUGACGCUCUGCUUUUCAUCAAAAGGAAAAAGCAGAGUGAGGCAGAGGCGAGGGAGGUGGAGGUGAACGGAUGAUGUGCUGAGUUAGGGAUGUUUAUAUGCCACAAAGGUUUGGUUGGUAGGCUUUGCACCAAGAUUAGCCUAGCUUUGUACUGAAAAGGGGGAAGGCCACAUAGUGACACAGAUCUGUCUGGUGUUUCCCAGGAGGUGUGACCUAAUGAGGUUUGUUGUGAGAAGAAAGCAAUGUGGUUUCACAUAUAUUAUCUAUCAUAGGCUAGGGACUAAAGAAAUGCAUAUACCCUCCCCACUUUCUUUCUUUCUUUCUUUCUUUUUUUUUUUUUUUGAGAUAGAGUCUCACUCUGUCGCCCAGGCUGGAGUGCAGUGACAUGAUCUUGGCUCACUGCAGCCUCCACCUCCCAGGUUCAAGCGAUUUUCGUGCCUCAGCCUUCUGAGUAGCUGGGAUUACAGGAGUGUGCCACCACGCCUGGCUAAAUUUUGUAUUUUAGUAGAGACGAGGUUUCACCAUGUUGGCCAGGCUGGUCUUGAACUCCUGAUCUUAAGUGAUCCUCCCACCUCGGCCUCCCAAAGUGCUGGAAUUACAGGUGGGAAUCACCGUGCCCAGCUUCCCUUCCAUCUUUUCUUUCCUUCUCUGGUCUUCAUACUACCAACAAAGCAAGGGAGGAGUAGUAAAAGGUAAAAUCACAAAAUACUCUGGAUCGGCGUUUAUUUAUUUAUUUUUUUUGAGACAGGGUCUAGCUCUAUGGCCUAGGCUGGAGUGCGGUGGCACAGUCAUAGCUCACUGCAGCCUCAACCUCCUGUGCUUCAGUGAUUCUCCUGCCUCAGUCUCCUGAGCAGCUGGGACCACAGACAUGCACCACCAGACUCGGCUAAUUUUAUUUUUUCAGAGAUCACAUGUGGUUUGAGGGAGGAUAGGGAGGACAGGGUGUCAAGAACAGCAUUUUUACCAAGUUGGUAUAAAAAUGAAACAGGAUCCAGGCAUGGGUCUUUACACUGCUGGUUACAGCAAGUUUUGAAAUCUGAGCAGCAAUUUGAAUCACUUCUUGAAAACCAAACAAAAAAUGUAUUUUUUGUAGAGUUGGGGGUCUUGCUCUGUUGCCCAGGUUGGUCUUGAACUCAAGAGAUUCUCCUGCUUUGGCCUCCCACAAGUGCUGGGAUUACAGGUGUGAGCUACUGCACCCAGCCUGCUUUCUUUUUAGGGAAAAGGAUCUGUGGGAGCUUUUAUCCCCAUGACUGCCUUCCUCAAGGCAACCUCUUUCCCCAGAAAUGGCAUCAUCUCUGGACUGUUGUUUCUCCUUCUUCCUUCCUCCUCCCCACCCGCCUCCUAAUUCUCCUUCUCCCCGCCCCCUGCCCUCUUCCUCCUCCUCCUCCACCAUGCUUGGCUAAUUUUUGUAUUUUUAGUAGAGACAGGGUUUCACUAUAUGGGCCAGGCUGGUCUCGAACUCCAAACCUCGUGAUCCACCUCCCUUGGCUUCUGAAAGUGCUGAGAUUACAGGCAUGAGCCACCAUGCCCUGCCCCAUUUCCCUUCUAAGAAACACAGUGGUCUCUGGAGGCUUGGAGCCUGCACCAGCAGGCCAGCCCUGCACUGAAUGCCUGUUCUUGCCAGGUGGCCGAAGGUUGCUGCUCAUUUGAGCAGUACCUGUCACCCCUCCUCCCCGUGCUGUGGCUGUUAACUCAUCUUCCGGUCUCACACCUUCUGCACAUGAAUAAGCUCUUUAUAAAAAUUAUUAUUAGUUUUACUCUUUCUUUUCUUUGGAGAGGGUACCAAAGGAUAGCUCUUCUGUUUAAGUAGGGACCGCUCAUGGCCUGGAGGCUUUGGCAUCUGAGAAUCAAACUGGAGAAGAUUCCGAAGCCGUUCUUAUAAGUGUCUCCAUCCCUACCCAGGCUGAAAUGGAAUGUGCAAAUGGAGCCCAGCCUGGUCCUUGGGUGUUGCCAGUUGAUUGAUGACUGGGAGCCAAAGUGGCAUCUCCUUUGACCUAAACGGGCGAUGAAAUAAAACUCAACAGUCUUUCUCUCAUCUUUCAUUGUGAGAUGCGAAAUAGACCGUUUGUCUCUGCCUUUCAUUUUAGGCUGAGGCUGUCCAAAGCGACCAUACCCCAUAUUUCCACUAGAUGGCGCUGACACUCCAGGCAUCAACCUUCAGGGCCUCAGAGCCUUGCAAAGGCAGCCACUUAAAGCCGCUUUCCUGUGUGGGGCACCAAGCUGAGCUGCAGACACCCAGUAGGCGCGAUUAAAAUGCGUCCCAUUUUAAGACGCUUGUAUUUAUGAGCUCUUUGCUUCCUCCCUCCUACUAUCUUUAAAGAAUUGCUCUCCAUCUCCUUUGGCAGAGUUCCUUUGCCCUUUGUCUUAUUUUUGUGAAACCCUCCAAGGUAUUUCCAGUCCAUUUGCAUGCAAUCUGGCAUCUUUGUGGAGAACGGUCUCAUAUGCUGUUGUUGUUAACGUCGACUAGUAUUUAUGUGUUGAGAACACUGGCUGUUUGUCAGGAAAAGUGUGCCAAAACAAAGAGUACGGCCCGGCCCUGGAAAUGCAUCAGCAAAACCCAUUUCCCCCGUGCAUUCAUUCUGAGCUUCCUUCCUUCAUUUCUAGACCUGUCAUUACUGCUGAGAACUGGACUGUGCCCAGCUGACCUUUCCCUUCCUUGCCCUGCUGUCGCUGCCAGGGUCUGCAGGUUUGCCACCGUUCCAGCCCCAGUCUGAAACAUGGGAUUAUUUCAGAAUUGGAGGUGGCAGCUCCAGAAAAAAAUCCUUCUGGAGUGUUGACUGCUAAGAUCCAGGAACUGGGAAAUCAACCCCCAGUUAGUAGAUAGCCCUCUUUGGAAAUUCUGUGACCCAACCUCGUGGCUGUUUUCUGGAAUUCCUUCUAUCCGGGGCAGACAGUGCUGUGCCUUUCUUGACUUCAGGAUGUUCCAAGGAUGCUGCUGGAUUUGUGUGUGUGUGUGCCUGACCCUGAUUUCUGCAAUCUCCAGAUUUCUUUCUUGACCCUUCAAAGUGGAACAGUCCAGUGACAAAAAUUUUAGAGUUUGAGAAGGUCACAGAAAUCUUCCAGUUGGUGCCUCCACAGUCUUCACUUUACAGAGGAAUUCAGGCCUAAUGGAGUUAAUGCAACUAGAUCAGGGUUUUGCUUCUGUGUUCUUUCUACCAUCAGCACCUGUGUGGUCAGUUCUGGACACUUUUCCCAGAGAAGUCUUGGAGUAGAGAAUCCUACUCAAAUUUCACUGUAUAUUUUAAGUGUUCCUCUCCUUUCCCUUUGCCUCCCCCAUUGCCUUUUCUUCCCCUGAUUUCUCCUCUGGUCAUCUCCUCUCCCUUCGGCGUGUAAGCCAUGGGAAGGGCAUCGAGGGGAGGACAGCUUCUGGUUAAACACAGGUCCCUCUUCCACAUCAAAUGAACAUUGGCUUCCUGGGACAGAAGGCCGUCAAAGGAGGGAUUGCAAAGCAAGGCAAAGAGUUCUGUCUUCAUUUUCCCCACCACCAUGAGAUAGGACUGACGGAGAGGGUGGUGGGGCAACACUGCUUAAUGGAUGCAUUUUCACAUCAUUUCAAGUUUUAGCCCUCAUGACUGUAUUUUCUAAUCAGAGACAAUAACAUUUUAAAUAAAAUAACGAUAAAUAAGUCUGA